This is a messenger RNA of Tuber aestivum (summer truffle), 792 nucleotides long. Lineage: Eukaryota; Fungi; Ascomycota; Pezizomycetes; Pezizales; Tuberaceae. The record is from the annotation of a GenBank genome assembly.
CGCAAUUACAAGAACAGACCCCCGCCAUCCCAACCGAGAUGUUUUGUCGGCUAGGCUGCGCAAAAUGCAGGGGAACAAAUUCGAACAUACAGGGGAUGAAGGAGACCUUGACAUAGCAUGGGUAUGGGCGAUGGACGGAAUGGACAAAACAUCACGGAACACGAUCGACUAUGCAACCGCAUGCAGCAGUAUCCUCACCAUGCGGCAUGAAUUAAAGAGUUUAUACGGCCGGUACAGAUUCCCUGGUGGGGAUUCGUACAGGAGAUAUGAGCGGCUAGGUAACAUGACCGACCUCAACCAAGCAAUUGUCCAGGUGGAAAAGGCGAUCCAAGAAUAUACUCCAGGAAACCUCGUUCGGUCAGACAUGCUGACCAUCUUGAGCCUCUGGUUGUUGGAAAGGUUUGACGGGCUUGGUGACAUGAAUGAUCUGGAACUGGCUGCGAGGACAAAUGAAGAAAUAGUGACACAGGGCCCUAGAGGUGGCCUAGAAUAUGUCACGGCACUUGUAGUCUCCGGAAGUAUAUUUUUCAAAAGGUUUAAGCGGAUAGGAGACCUUGGAGACCUUCAAAAAGCUAUCGAGCACGGCGAAGAGGCACUGGCUGCCACCCCGCAGGAUCCCCCCAACAGAGCAAUCUGGCAGAGCAAGCUGGCAGCCUGGUUGGAGGCGAGGUUUGAGCGGAUAGGAGACCUUGGAGACCUUCAAAAAGCUAUCGAGCAUGGCGAAGAGGGACUAGCUGCCACCCCGCAGGAUCACCCCAGCAGAGCAACAAGGAAAAUCUACCUGGGAACCUG